AGAAAAAGAGAGAGAGAAAAUCUUUUAUAUUUGGAUCCUCAGAAUCUCAAGCUUUAACUUUUUUUUUUUGCUUAAUUUAAAGCAAAAGCUACAUACACUCUCUUUCCAACAAACUGUGCUAUAAAGUCAUCCACAGACUCUCACACUUCUUGCUCUGUGCGUUUCAACUGUUAUCAAUUUAUCACUUAUUUUACGUAAAACUAAGAAAGCUUGAGAGUCACCCAUUUCAGCUUAGAGCCUGAAGAACAGUUGUGAGGUGAAUUUUCCGGCGAAUGGCGACGGUCGGCGAGGUUUUCAGGCGGAGCUUGCCGGAGACUAUUGAUCAGGUUCGUGAUGAUUCAUCAUCAUCAUCGGAGUUGCAUGUUCUUGCUGUUGACGACAGCCUUGUGGACCGGAAAGUCAUUGAAAGGUUGCUAAAAAUCUCGUCUUGUAAAGUCACUGCUGUAGAGAGUGGAACAAGGGCUUUGCAGUAUCUGGGUUUGGAUGGAGAGAGAGCCUCGGUUGGUUUCAAUGGUUUGAAAGUUAAUCUCAUAAUGACCGAUUACUCAAUGCCAGGGAUGACCGGAUAUGAAUUGCUUAAGAAGAUUAAGGAAUCAUCAGUUUUUAGAGAGAUACCGGUGGUGGUCAUGUCAUCCGAGAAUAUCUUGACUCGUAUUGAUAGGUGUUUGGAGGAAGGGGCUGAGGACUUUCUACUGAAGCCAGUAAAAUUGGAUGAUGUGAAGCGCUUGAAAGAUUUCAUAAUGAAAGGGGAUGGGAAGGAUGGUGGAGAAACAAGAAUUCACAAGAGAAAACGGCAAGAUGAUUACGCUUCCUUAUCAUCACCAUCACCAUUUCCUGCUUGUGAUCCAUCAUCGCCUCUAAUGCCAUCAUCAUCACCAUCUGCGCGAUCAUCAAAGAGGGCCAAACUACGUAACAAAGAUUGAUUUAUUAUUCUUUGCAUUUGACUGGCAAUAUUUUUUUGUUGGCUCCCAUCCUUGGUGUUUUUGUUUGGCUGGAGAUGGUUUCACUCUUAUAUGUGAGAUUUUACACUGGCCUGCAUAAUUGCUGACGUGAGUAUGUAACUAGAACCAGAAAUAGAGAUAACGAGAUAGAAGAAUCACAAAUACUAGGAAAUAGUAUUCUUUUUGUUUCUCAUCCUCGCUUUGUUGGUGUAUAGUUGAAUUUCCUUAUAACGAGAUAGAAGAAUCACAAAUUAAUUCAAGGGGUUAUUUUGUGCAUCA
Messenger RNA from Quercus robur (English oak), 1220 nucleotides. RefSeq names its product two-component response regulator ARR5-like. The record is from RefSeq and is a predicted model, not a curated record. Gene Ontology annotation, biological process: phosphorelay signal transduction system; cytokinin-activated signaling pathway. The coding region runs from base 273 to 923 and encodes 216 amino acids. The transcript is spliced from 5 exons. Lineage: Eukaryota; Viridiplantae; Streptophyta; Magnoliopsida; Fagales; Fagaceae.